Molecule: messenger RNA, 921 nt
Organism: Fusarium sp. VM40
Lineage: Eukaryota; Fungi; Ascomycota; Sordariomycetes; Hypocreales; Nectriaceae
Source: the annotation of a GenBank genome assembly
AUGGCUCCCAAGUUUCAGUACCCUAUCGUCGAUGUUUGGUGCAACCUCCCUGGGUUGGGCGCCGCAAUUCCUGAGGUGGCUCGUCUUUUUGCAUAUAGCCACUCAGACCCUGAAGUUGCUGAUAAGAAGCGCUCUCCCAACGAGCUCAUCGCCCUGAUGGAUGAAGCUGGCGUCUCCCACAUCUGUCUUUCCGCUUGGAGUCGCCCCGGUCAGAUGAUCUUCUCUAAUGAGGAGGUAGCCAAGUAUACACGGGCGUACCCAGACCGUAUUUUUGGCCUUGCUGCUGUCGACUUGCAUAACCCGGUUGAAGCAGUCAAGGAGCUUGAGCAUUACGUUGAAGUCGAGAACUUCGUCGGCUUGAGGGUGGUCCCCUGGCUGUGGGCAUUGCCCCCUACCGAUCCGCACUAUUGGCCGCUCUUUGUCAAAUGCAUUGAGCUUGAUGUGCCGUUUUUAACACAAGUUGGACAUACCGCACCCGCAUGUCCUAGCGAGGUUGGACGUCCGAUCCCGUACAUCGAUACCAUCGCGCUCAAAUUUCCAGACCUCAAGAUCAUCAUGGGUCAUAUAGGAUACCCCUGGGCAGCAGAAACUGUCGCAGUCGCAUGGAAGCACAAGAACGUCUACAUCGACACCAGCGCAUGGUCUCCCAAGUACUAUGCGCCCGAGUUCAUCCACUUUGCCAAUACUACAGGGAGGAGUAAGGUCAUGUUUGGAACCAACUUUCCUCAGCUGGGGCUGAAGCAAUGUGUCGAUAACUUCAAUAGUCAUCUCGUUGGCACCAAGGGCGGAUUUCGAGACCAGUCCGUUAAAGACUUCAUGGGAGGCAACGCGAUCCGUGUUCUGAAGUUGCCUGCUCUAGAACAUCUUGUCGUCGACCAAGACUUAUUGGAGUUUCUUAUCGACGGCGAUGAUACCUUUUAG